Numida meleagris (helmeted guineafowl) is the source of this 4372-nucleotide messenger RNA. It is a transcript of the gene MCTP1, whose product is annotated as multiple C2 and transmembrane domain containing 1. Bases 261 to 2405 code for a protein of 714 amino acids. The transcript is spliced from 22 exons. Lineage: Eukaryota; Metazoa; Chordata; Aves; Galliformes; Numididae. Gene Ontology annotation, molecular function: calcium ion binding. The record is from RefSeq and is a predicted model, not a curated record. Gene Ontology annotation, biological process: regulation of neurotransmitter secretion. Gene Ontology annotation, cellular component: synaptic vesicle membrane.
GCAGUUCACAGCAGUAGUCAAGUGGUAUUUGCACAGAGCUGUUGAUACCAGCUGGAGGUGAACAGUAUUACUGAGCAGUUGUCAGCUCGCAAAGCUAAUUCAGCUUCACAAGUAUCUUUGUGAAGCAAAGGAUUUUCAACUCACUCUUACAGUAGCAUUCUGGAUAGGUGAAGCCUGCAGGAACUUUUCAAUUUGGACCUGAUAAGAAAACAAGUUCAGUUGGACCUAGUAAUGCAGAUUUUCCCUCUGGGGAUCCCGGAAUGUACCAAUUGGACAUUACUUUAAGAAGAGGACAGAAUUUAGCAGCACGAGAUCGUGGAGGAACCAGUGAUCCAUACGUCAAGUUCAAACUUGGAGGCAAAGAAGUGUUUAGAAGUAAAACAAUACACAAGAACCUCAAUCCUGUAUGGGAAGAAAAAGCUUGCAUUCUUAUAGAUAACCCAAGAGAACCCUUAUAUAUAAAGGUUUUUGAUUAUGACUUUGGACUUCAAGAUGACUUCAUUGGUUCAGCGUUUUUGAAUCUUGCAUCAUUAGAAUUAAACAGGCAAACAGAUGUUACCUUGAGCCUGAAGGAUCCUCAUUACCCUGACCAUGAUUUGGGAAAUAUAUUAUUAUCAGUUCUGUUGGCUCCUAGAGAAGAACAGCGAGAAGUGACAAUGCUAAUGAGGAAGAGUUGGAAAAGAUCGAGUAAGUUUCAGACCCAGAGCUUACGUCUCUCAGACCUGCACAGAAAAUCUCAGCUAUGGAGAGGAAUAGUCAGCGUUACCUUGAUUGAAGGCCGAGAGCUUAAGGCAAUGGAUGCAAAUGGGCUAAGUGAUCCUUACGUGAAAUUCCGGCUGGGGCAUCAGAAGUACAAAAGCAAGAUUAUGCCAAAAACUUUGAAUCCUCAGUGGAGGGAGCAGUUUGACUUUCAUCUCUAUGAAGAACGAGGUGGAAUUAUUGAUAUUACCGUGUGGGACAAAGAUGCUGGCAAAAAGGAUGACUUUAUUGGCAGGUGCCAGGUUGACCUGUCAACCCUAAGUAAAGAACAGACUCACAAGUUGGAGAUGCCGCUGGAGGAGGGAGAAGGAUGCCUGAUGUUGCUGGUCACUCUGACAGCCUCAGCAGCAGUCACCAUCUCUGACCUCUCUGUCAACUCCUUGGAGGACCCAAAGGAACGAGAGGAAAUACUGAAGAGAUAUAGUCCAAUGAGGAUGUUCCAUAACAUGAAGGAUGUGGGGUUUCUGCAGGUAAAAGUCAUUCGAGCAGAGGCAUUGAUGGCAGCUGAUGUUACAGGUAAAAGCGACCCAUUUUGUGUAGUUGAAUUGAACAAUGACAGACUGCUGACACAUACCGUCUACAAGAACCUCAACCCAGAAUGGAACAAGGUCUUCACAUUCAAUAUUAAAGACAUCCACUCAGUGCUUGAAGUGACCGUUUAUGAUGAGGACCGCGAUCGGAGUGCUGACUUUCUAGGCAAAGUUGCGAUACCACUGCUAUCUAUUCAAAAUGGUGAACAGAAAGCCUACGUCUUGAAAAACAAGCAGCUGACAGGGCCAACAAAGGGGGUCAUCUAUCUUGAAAUAGAUGUGAUUUUUAAUGCUGUGAAAGCCAGCAUACGAACCUUAAUGCCCAAAGAACAGAAGUACAUUGAAGAGGAAAACAGACUGUCUAAACAGCUGCUAUUAAGAAACUUCAUUCGCAUGAAGCGUUGUGUCAUGGUGCUCAUAAACGCCGCCUACUACAUUAACAGUUGCUUUGACUGGGAUUCACCCCCAAGAAGUCUUGCUGCUUUUUUGGUUUUCCUUUUUGUGGUCUGGAACUUUGAGCUCUACAUGAUACCACUGGCUUUGUUGUUGCUGUUGGCAUGGAACUACUUCUUGAUCAUAUCAGGGAAAGAUAACAGGCAACAUGAUACAGUAGUGGAGGACAUGCUAGAGGACGAGGAAGAAGAGGAUGACAGAGAUGACAAGAGUCUUCCCAGAUGUGACAAGAUAACAUGGUUAUGGUACUCCACAAGUGGCAUCCUUCAAGAGGACAGCGAGAAAAAAGGAUUUAUGGAUAAACUGUAUGCCAUUCAAGAGGUGUGUGUUAGUGUCCAGAACAUCCUUGAUGAAGUUGCUUCCUUUGGAGAAAGGAUAAAGAACACGUUCAACUGGACUGUCCCAUUCCUGAGCUGGCUGGCAAUUGUUGCCCUUUGUGUGUUCACAGUCAUCCUGUAUUUCAUUCCCCUGAGAUACAUUGUCCUUGUGUGGGGUAUCAAUAAAUUUACAAAGAAGCUUCGAAGUCCAUAUGCAAUUGAUAACAAUGAGCUACUUGACUUUCUGUCCAGAGUUCCUUCGGAUGUGCAAGUGGUGCAAUAUCAUGAACUGAAACAAGAUUCCAGUCACAGCCCAAGCAAGAGGAAGAAAAACAAUCCUGGCUAGAAACUGGCAUCUGCUGGGGGAAGACAUAAGGAGAAGCCUACAGCCUAAGCAGCAUUUCCUUUCUCUAAGCUUUUUAUUUAUUUUGCCUUUUUUUCUAAUGGGGAGAAUUUGUAAAUACUAUUUAAAGGCGUUUUUCAUUGAAUAUAUACUUAGCACUGUAAAGACACAUUUGAUGAAGGUUUCAAGUAAGGCUGUUGCUGUUUGGAAUGGCAUAACGUUGAAGAAGUCAAUGUAGAAUGGUAAAAAUGCACUGCUACUCAAUGGUCAGAGACAUCUGAAAUACUCAAAUCAUGUCAAUGAAAUUUACAAAAGGUAUCAGCUUAAAUCUGACUCAGAAGUUCUGUCAGAUUUUAUUUGUGAACCGUGAUGUUUUUAUCCAGGAAGUCAUCAUUACAGUUUUCUAUGUUUUAUACAUCUCAACAGAAAUACAAUGUAGUGAAACCUACUGCACUUAAGUUUUAGCAUUUUUUUCAUCUCCAGGCCCUGGUGUUAACUUCUGGUGUAAUGUACACCUGUGCAGUAGGGCUACUUAGAAGAUAAUGAGAAACUCCAAGUGCAAAUAUCUCAUUGGAGCUCCCCAGUGAAGUUCCUGUCAUUUUAAUCAUUCCAUUAUAAGACCUGAAAAUCUCUGUCUCACAAAAUACUGCCAGGUUUGUAAUUGAUUGCCUGAUUUUUUUAUAUGUACCUGUGAUCUUCAUUUGUACUACACUGUUUAGUGAAUUAAGUCCAUAGUUCUGCUGUAAUGGAAAUACUAUCAAACUAUCUCCAUGUUGCUUUGGGUGUCAUGCUAUGAACACCCUUUGUGCACGUGAAUAUUUUACUAUGGAUAUCUUGCAGAAAAUGUUUUUGCUUUCAAAUCACAAGAUCAUAUUUGUAUGUGCUCUAUGCUAUAGCACAUUACCUGUUACCGGUGUGAAAUACAGAGUAGAAGAAAUUAUGCAGUUAUGGUUAAACUGAUAUACCAACUAUUUUGUUAGCUGAUCAUGUAAUCAGUUCUGACAACAACUGUGCCCUACUGCAUGGAAACUGCAUUGUUUUAUAAAUUGAACGGAACUUAGAAUAGGAAAGGUUUACAUUUCAAUGGUUUUAGUGGCCACUGCGUAACGAGUGCUUGGGGAUAUAUUCAGAUUCCGCUUGUAGACUUCCACGCUCAGCUCCCUGGGUAGUGAGCAGAGAGCUCAUUCCAAGGGGACUUUCUGUGCACAGCUCUUAGUCGUAGCUCCCAGUGACUCUAAAGGGGAUUUCUGCCCAGGGGAGGCUGCAGAACUCCAUCCUCCAGAGGAGUUUUCCGUGUUGUUCUCCAUGGGUUACCUCUCGUUGGUUGCAAUUGCUGAUAAAGUUAUAUUGCACUACUCUGACAAUACUUUUUGAAGAGACUAUUUAGAAAUACUUUGCAAGCAGAUGUAUAUAUCUUUGUCUAAAAAAUUCUAUGUUAGUUGCAUUGCUCCUGAAAGAUCAUUCUGAAUUUAUUUUACAGAUACAUUGAUAGCCAAUCUCUGAUAUAGCAGUUAUUUUGAUCUUGUUUCUUGUGUUUGAAAAAAUGCCAAUUAACCGUUCUUUAGAAAGUCUUAGGCCCAAAUAUGCUAUUGUUACAUCAUGAUUUUAAAUGAAUUUAUUUGCAGAACUUAUGUAGCCACCUUUUCAUUGUAUGUUACCCAAAGAGUAGCUUAGUAUUGAUGAUAACAGAUUUAUUUAUGAGCCUUGUUUAAAAAAAAAAAAAAAAAAAGCAAACUUUUGACUUGACAAUGUGCAAAUAUUUGUUGCCAGUUUUUGGAUUUGCUCAGUUCUUUGAUACAUCGCAAGCCUUGUACCUUCUUAAAACUACCCAUCACUCUGUGUGCAAUCUCCUUCUGGGUUGGGUUGUUUUUUGGUUUUUUUUUCCUGUACUCAAUUUCAGAUGUCUUCAUUGGUGGUAAUGUCUUGAACACACAUUUUCUGCAUUAAACACAGUUUUAAGCAUUUCUCUA